Molecule: messenger RNA, 2169 nt
Organism: Cucurbita moschata (crookneck pumpkin)
Lineage: Eukaryota; Viridiplantae; Streptophyta; Magnoliopsida; Cucurbitales; Cucurbitaceae
Product: WD repeat-containing protein LWD1
Exons: 2
Coding region: 143-1183 (346 amino acids)
Cellular component (GO): nucleus
Molecular function (GO): protein binding
Source: RefSeq, a predicted model, not a curated record
UUAUGUUGCGGUGGAUUUGGUUGUGGCCGGGAGGGUUCAGCAAGUUCCUACUCCAAUUUGACUCGUUCCGAUCAUCCUCACAGUUCAAUCACAACAGGUCGCUGCCUUUUCCCGGCGGAGAGAGAGGCGGAGAGAGAGGCGGAUGGGUGCAAACAGUGAGGCCAACCAAGAUGGCUCCGACGAGCAGCAGAAGCGGUCUGAGAUCUAUACCUAUGAGGCGCCAUGGCACAUCUACGCGAUGAACUGGAGCGUCCGGCGAGACAAGAAGUACCGGCUAGCAAUCGCUAGUCUUCUGGAGCAGUAUCCCAACAGGGUGGAGAUUGUCCAGCUUGAUGAUUCCAGCGGCGAGAUCCGCUCCGACCCUAACCUCUCCUUUGAGCAUCCCUAUCCUCCCACCAAGACCAUCUUCAUUCCAGACAAGGAGUGCCAGCGCCCUGAUCUUCUCGCCACUUCCAGCGAUUUUCUCCGCGUAUGGCGCAUCUCAGACGAUCCUUCAUCUGUGGAGCUCAAGAGUCUUCUUAAUGGCAACAAGAACAGCGAGUUUUGUGGCCCUCUAACCUCCUUUGACUGGAACGAUGCUGAGCCAAAGCGCAUCGGAACCUCCAGUAUCGACACGACCUGCACCAUUUGGGAUAUUGAACGCGAGACCGUCGACACGCAACUUAUCGCCCACGAUAAGGAGGUUUAUGACAUCGCUUGGGGCGGUGUUGGUGUAUUUGCUUCCGUUUCCGCCGAUGGUUCUGUCCGCGUCUUCGAUUUGCGUGACAAGGAGCACUCUACCAUCAUCUACGAGAGUUCUGAGCCUGACACUCCAUUGGUUCGGCUAGGCUGGAACAAGCAGGACCCGAGAUAUAUGGCCACGAUUAUCAUGGACAGCGCCAAGGUUGUCGUGCUUGACAUUCGCUUCCCGACGCUCCCCGUCGUCGAGUUACAGAGGCACCAAGCUAGUGCGAACGCCAUUGCAUGGGCGCCUCAUAGUUCUUGCCACAUUUGCACUGCAGGGGAUGAUUCUCAGGCCUUGAUUUGGGAUUUGUCGUCCAUGGGCCAACCAGUCGAAGGUGGCCUCGAUCCCAUUCUUGCCUACACCGCUGGAGCAGAAAUCGAGCAGCUGCAAUGGUCCUCUUCCCAGCCGGACUGGGUUGCGAUUGCCUUUUCCACCAAGCUUCAGAUUCUGAGGGUAUGAUCCAUCAACACCUAGCUUUGGUUCUUCACCUACACAGAUAGUCAUGUCUGAGAACCAUCAUAUGUAACUAUGUUCUUGAAACUUGAUUCAACACUCGAAUUUAGAUUUAUCCUUCCUAGUGCUUUCUAUAUUGAUGCUUUUUCUGAUAAAUAUUAUCGAACACUUAUGAAGUAUGAAUAUUUUGUGCAUUUCUCUCAACUUGGAAAUUCCUUCUUUCCAUACAAAGUUUCUGCUGGAUUUAAAGUGUGCUAACUAUCUGUUCUGGAAUGGGGAGGAACUUGAUGAGAAUUAAGUCCAUUGUUCGAAGCACAUAGCCUUAUCAUCGACGAAUGUUAGAAUUGAAUGAUGAUAAAUUUACACGACGACAAGAAUUUAGAAGAGGGAAAAUGUUAUCUAAAGGUGAAAAGUUUCGAAUUCGUCUCGGAAGUUUGUAAGAAAGUGGUAGGUAUUCAAUUUUUUCUGAUCUUUGAUUACCUCUUUUCUCAUCCACCAAUUCAAUGAGUGUAUGUCAUGUAAGUUUAUCAUCAGCAAAUUUUAACAUUAAUCAACAGUGGGGAAAAGCCUGCAGGUGUGCAAGGUGCUGUCUUCACCUUAUUUUCCUCAAGUGAGGUGAUCACCAAUACAUGAAGCUUUAAGGUGUUUCCAAGUAUUUACUUCAACAGAAUUUACUUUUAUAUGAUUUGAUGUUGAAGGGCUUAUAAUUGAAGAACAGGGAUGAAAAGGAAGGCUUGUUCCUAUCUGCAUCUUCGCUCGAGUCUCUUCGGUACCAACCUAUAAGCUAUCGCCAUCAAAGGACUCUGAACCCAUCUACACAAUCCUCCUCCAUUGGUAUUGUCUGCUUUUCUCGUUCUUUUUCCUUUCUCCCAGUUCUCACGCUGAAAGUUGAAUCAGAACAAACAGGUUAGCCUUUUUGUUUGAUUUAAUUACUCAUCUUUGUAACAUUAAUCAUUUAUUAUGACAAAAUAAGAAAGAUUUCUUAUUGCUCA